CCGUCUCACCACGUCUACAUCUCAGACGGGCCCCCAACGAAAUGUCGGGAGGUCAACCUCCCGCCUCGCUAUCAUGGCGUGUGGGCACUCCCAGCGGCAGUGGCAGCGGCAGCGGUCGCUCCUCACCGCAACACCAGCGCAAUACGAGCACCAGCACCUCUUCCAGCCUCGCAAGCGCCGUUCUCCCGGCAAUCUCCAUUGCCUUGCCUGGCAGCAGCGGGCCGUCAUCUGCAUCCUCCUCGAGCUCUAGACUGCCCAUCCCAGGAAGCGGCAGCGGUAGCGGGAUCGCUACAGAUCAGCCAAGUGUUGCCUCCUCUUCAUCAGCAUCGACUGAAGACGUCCGCUCCUCCUCCUCCGGUCGUGCCUCCAAUAACAGCGAAAAUCCCCAACUAGAGAUGCAAGCCUCUUCCUCCAAUUCGCAUCGCUCUUCCCUUCUCUACCCCUUCCACAUUGGUCCCCUGCGCACAGACGGGAAGAGCGGGCACGAUGCCUCUCAACGCAAAGCCCGUAAACGUGACAAGCUGGCUCGAGCAGGGAGGAGCUUGAGUCCUUUUCGUACGAGGCAUGGACGCAGUGGUAGCUUGAACCGACUGGGCGAAGCGUUGGCUGCUGUCACGAUGCGAUCACACAGCGGAGAUAACAAGCUUCUGACACCGCCCAAGGUGGGAGGGUCAGGGGCCUCGUCGAGCCAAUCACGAACGCCGCAGAGCGAUGAUGCCAGUAUUGGGGAGGCAACUGAAGAUGAUAGUACCGAUACCGAGUCGGUGCGCAGUGUCGGCCUAGCACCUCGUAAUACGGCUUUCGGCAGUGGGCGUGACGGCAGAGGUGAUGGGGAUGAGGAGCACAGUGGCUCUGCCCACGAUGAUGACGCCGACCCAGAGAAGCAGCGCACCUCCCUCGACGCCUCGGGCGAGGAGUCCCUCAGCAGUGAAAGCGACGGACAUCGAGCACAGGAGGAUGAAGACGACUCCAUCAUCGACUUUGACGAUGCGACAAUCGACAAUACGCUGUUCAAUGCCGGCUGCCUGGACCUGCACAACGCUUGGCAGAACAAUAAGGAGUCGAUUGGUGAGGGGGGCUGGUACCCUUCUGAGGAUGAUCCCUCUUGGUCCAACGACGAGCAUCAGGACGAAGAUGAUCAAGUCUCGUCUUCUUCGCGUUCCCACCCGCAUCGCGACCACCACCAUCACGGUUCUCGUCACUCUGGUGCUUUGGUCGAUGACCCCGAAGGCGAAGACGACGAAGGCUACACGCAGAAGGGUACUCGCACCGCACCUGUUGACGGUGCCCCCCCGAUUGAGACGAGCGAGACCUCCAUGGAUCACCAUUCGCGCCUGCCCAACGUCAUCCUCCCUUCCUCUCAUCGUCCCACCGCCCCUAAGAAGCAAGGCUCCAAAUGGAUCUCGUCCUCCUCGCGCAGUGCAGGCGGAGAUGAAUACUCCCUUGUCGCCUCUCGUCCCAUCUUCGCCAAGAAUCGCUGCACCAUCACCUUGGUACACGGCGAGUACGAGAAAGCCGUCGAAGCCCGGCGGUCCGGCAGUGGAGAGGGGCGCAACCCUCGUCGUUGGGUUGUCGCGUCUGACGGGUCCGAGGAGUCAAGCUAUGCCAUCGAAUGGACAAUCGGCACAGUCCUCCGUGACGGGGAUGAGACUUUGAUCGUCUCGGUGAUGGAAACCAGCGAGAAGCUUGAUGGGUCUCACCUGCCUACUAACGCGGCUGGAAAGGCCGCACUCGAGGAGAAGCAGAGGAUCAGGCAGAGCAUGGCACUCGUUCUUGCAAGGCAGGCUACUGCGUUGCUUCAGAGAACCAGGCUCGCGGUGAAGGUCAGCUGUCAGGCGUUGCAUGCUAAACAUGCAAGGCACAUGUUGCUCGACCUGAUUGACUUCUACGAGCCAACGAUGGUGAUAGUGGGGUCGAGAGGUUUGGGGUCGCUGAAAGGGAUCCUCCUCGGCAGUACAAGCCAUUACCUCCUUCAGCGAUCAAGCAAGCCGAUUAUGAUUGCGAGAAAGCGACUGCAGCUGCCUGCUCUGCCACGCGGCAAAGGAGAUGUGGUCUCUUCGGUGCGCAGACGCCAUAUGAGGUUGGAUGAGGCCGCGAUUGAGAAGAAGAGUAAGGUGGGAGAGGAGGAAGGAGCGGACGGUGAAAGCCAUAGCGAGGGAGAGGAGGGGGAGAAGGAGGGAGGAGAGAAGAAGGCAGAGGAGGGCGACAACAAUGCAGAGGAGGGCAAGAAGUCGGAGGAGAGCGAGGCAGACGCCACGGUUCUGUCCCCCGAAAGUCAGGGCGACAAGAAAGAGAAGGCUGACAAAAGGAAGAUUCAUGUUGAGACUCAAGAGGAGCAAAGGCGUAGGGAGGGCUCAUCGACCAUGGCUGCCGUAGAGGACAGGCGGCUGAGAGAGAGUGAAGGGGACGAGGACGACGAACACGACGGCGAAGGCGAUCUGGCUGGGCAGCAAAGCCAAGAGGGCGCAGCGUCGGAGCCAUCUGCCUCUACGAAGUCACUCUCCUCGAGCACAACAGCAGAAGCGGACAACGACGAGCAGGUGUACAAGAGCGGCGCAGCUGUCAGCGAGAGAGCCGAAGAGCGCGGCAGACGACCGUCCGCAACCCCCGCCGAAGAAGUCGCUCCCGACGCUGGUAGCGAGGAGGCAGAGCGAGGCAGAGGUCGCUCUAGGACGAGGGAUCGAUGAGUUGUACCCUGCAUUCUCCACGACCGUUAUGUCCAUAUCCAUUGCUAUAAAACGCCUGAGUCGUGUUGUGUCG
Jaminaea rosea is the source of this 2760-nucleotide messenger RNA. RefSeq lists its product as hypothetical. The record is from RefSeq and is a predicted model, not a curated record. Lineage: Eukaryota; Fungi; Basidiomycota; Exobasidiomycetes; Microstromatales. The transcript has a single exon. The coding region runs from base 42 to 2687 and encodes 881 amino acids.